GGAUACACGCCAUACCUGUUUCUAAAAAGUCCAGAUACUACAAACACUCUCGUGAUGUAUUACUCAUAUGGUGGCGACAACGAGGAGGACGAUCAGGAAGAGGAAGAGGAGGAAGAAAACGACGAUGAAGAAGAAGAGGAAGAAGAGGAGUACGAUUAUGCUAUUGAACUUUACAGGGCAAUAGAGAAAGAUGACAGGAACGCGUUACGCCAACUUCUUGACAAUGGAGCCGACCCGGGGUUGAAGCCUUUCGAGGACAAGUCGAGGGCUCUCCUUCAUAUCUGUUGCGACAAGGGACACAUAGAAUGUGCUAAAAUUUUACUGGAUUAUGAAGCUGCGAUCGCUGUGACGGAUGAAUGGGGUAUGACGUCACUGAUGUAUAGCACGGUGAGGCAGGACAUGGGGAUGACAAAAAUGUUAUUAUCACGUGACUCAGAAAUGGUGCAUUGUCGUGACAUUGAAGGAAAGUCAGCUUUGCACAUGGCCAUUGAAACAGGGCAACCUGAACUAGUGGAACUCCUACUGAACAAUGGCGCAAACGUGAACGCUUCUACAGACAAUGGAAUCUCACCACUCAUGGUACUGUGUAUGGACUCGAACAUUGAAAAUAAAGUGAGGUUAUUACGCAUUCUCAUUGAUGCAGGUGCCGAUGUUUCUCUGAGGGAUUACAAGUGUAAGCGAACCGCUUUGCACAAUGCAGUCAUCAACGGCAAUUUCGAACUGUUUGAAAUCCUAUUAUGUGCAGGCUCCGACCCAAACUUACUAGACGUGACAGGAAGGAGUCCAUUGACAAACCUCAUCUGUAGGCAUGCGCGGAUCACAGAGCGACAGCCUGACGUCAGUGAUGACGUCUUGACCGCCGCCAUUCAGUUAAUACAGGCGGGAACAAAUCUGAACAACAAUUUGUGUGAAUACAGCAACCCUCUGGUCAACGCAGCGUUCGUCAAGGCUUCGAAGUUGGUACGGGUUAUCCUAGACUACGGAGCAGAUCCAGAUGUCACAUUUCGGAGUGGCACAACUGCCUUGCUGGUGUCGGUGCUGAAACGUGACUUGGCAUGUAUUCGAGCGUUACUUGAAUGGAACUGUCGACUUGACAUGAAGGGACGAGUCGCCUUCAACAAAUAUGACGAGCUGGAACUGGAUCCGAUGGAGUUAGCUAUUGAAAAGGGAUUCUGGGAGGUGGUAGUGAUUCUAGUUUCUGCCGGAUAUAGAGUUAGUCGUCUGCCAUACCUGAGACUUGAUUUUACCGGAAACACUCCUAAAUCACUAUCGCUCAAUUCGGAAAUGUACACCUUCCUUCGGAUACAGGCAAGCAAUCCGCUGUUACUGUUUCAUUCGGCAAUACUUGCUGUUUUCAAAGCGUUAAAUACAAACACUCAUGGUAAGUUGAACGAACUCCCUCUUCCGGAAGCUAUAAAAAGAUUUAUGCGUCAGGGUGAAUUUUGUGAACUAGAAAAUGGAGGGAAUUCUAAGGAUAUCGAUACGCUUAAAUUAUACUUUAAAUCAAUGGCAUAUGUGUAAAUAUUAAAUUUGUUUCACAUUUUUAAUUUCGGAAUCAAAAGUAUUCUACAUGUGUUAUUUUGUUGUUUAUUAACCUUUAACAAAACUUAAUCUGAAUUUAAACUUUAUAUUUUAUCGUUUAGGUAUUGGUGAAAUGUAUUACAUAGACCUAAAUGCUUUUGGAAAAAGGCAUUAUAAAAUUACAUCGGUUACGUCCUUUUUUUAAACACAUAUAUGUAUUGUAUAUUGUUUUGUAACCUUCAUGUACAUACAUGUAUGUAGAUAUAUGUAUCUGUACGUAAUUCCGCGGCCAGUUAAAUGUAUUUUUAUGUGUAGUUUCGUAUUUUGCUCAAUGAGAUUUUCAGAAACUGUUGUUUUAUAUUUAUUUGUCUAUUAUGGCCUCCUAAUAUUUCAGUGACAACAUUUUUCACGUCAUUCUUUAUUAUAAAAGUGUAUUGUAGCUUUAUUCAUAAAUCUAAAUGACUAUAAUUUUAAGGACGCUCUUCCGGUAAAUAAAAAUACAUAGAUAAACUUGUAUAAUAGACACGAUGAUACAGUAUCUUAGAAUAUUUUUUCUCGUGGGCUAUUCGAUUGCCAACUCCCAGUGAGUAUUUCACGUGCCCAAAAUGUGUUUAAUCCAUAUCGACAGAAUACCAAAACAAAACAAGAAACAAAACAAAAACAAAAACAAUAAAUAAAAAGAAAGCGAAAAAAGAGAAAAAAAAAUAGAAAACAAAAUAAGAACAAAGUAAUUUUCCCGCCCGAAUUUUUAGGUCCUGUUUGACUCUAUGGAGUAAAUCUGAAAUGUUUCUGAACGAGGUUGUGAUACCCGUUAGAUAUGUCAUCACAUGCAUAUUACACGAAGACAAAGACGUGGUCGUUUUUUAAUCAUCCUCAUUUAAAGCAAGGCUUUGUUGAUGAUAGUGUAACUACUGAUUUUAAAUAAAACUUCAUCAGUACAUGCAGAGAUACUCACUCUAUGCAAGUGUACGUAGUAUCUAACGGAAGGUUUAAAGCUGUAAGUGAAGUGAUAGAAUUUUUGUUAAAGGGAUAUUCCGGACAAGUUGUUAUUUCUAGAAGGUCUUUUGUAGCUCUUAAGAAUCAUUCCUUGUAACUUUUUCAAGUAUCGUCAACAUCAAAAUAUCUUUCCUGUAGUCAGUUCGGAUAAUUAAGCUUUUUCAGAAAAAAAAACACCAAGGCUGUUUCAAAAUUAGACCACCUAAAAAUAGUACAUUUACCACGUGACUGAAUCCAUUUAGUCACCGUUGUGUUGGUUCAGUUGUAAACCUGUUGUGACGCAAUCAUGGCCAUUUAAAAGUCACCUAGCUUUAUCAAUAUAGAAUUCUACACAUUAGAUUAUGGAGAAUUGAUUUUAUGUCGGAUAGAGGCGAUUUUCCUUAUAAAUAAAUACUUAUGUAAAAUAUAUAGUUUUCAUAAAACAACAUGCAACGAAAUCAGAACUUUUCCCGAAUAUAUCUUCAAAGUCCCGUUGGUCUAAUAUUCAAAAAUGUGAAACUGAUUUGUUUUUUAGAAGAUGAUGUGUUGGCAAAAAGAAUUGGCUGUAAAAACAAUUCUUUAAAUUUUACAAAGAGAAAUAAUUUUUGCAAAUUUGUAGUACACUUGUUCAAUAGUCGACCAAAAAAAACAGUAUUCUAUCUAACAUAACGUUUUAUCGCCUCUCAUAAGUCGAUUCAGAUUGGUGGUAGAUACUUUUGAUACGUACGCACGUGUUUUACUAUGCUGUUACUGUACAUGUAAAUCGUAUUGGUGAUUUGUAAAUUAAAUAUUUGAUUUUAAA
This is a messenger RNA of Ylistrum balloti, 3298 nucleotides long. RefSeq names its product serine/threonine-protein phosphatase 6 regulatory ankyrin repeat subunit C-like. Gene Ontology annotation, molecular function: protein binding; RNA binding; RNA nuclease activity. The record is from RefSeq and is a predicted model, not a curated record. NCBI's taxonomy places the organism in Eukaryota, Metazoa, Mollusca, Bivalvia, Pectinida, Pectinidae. Bases 55 to 1521 code for a protein of 488 amino acids. The transcript is spliced from 4 exons. Gene Ontology annotation, biological process: RNA processing.